AUUUUGUUAAACGAGAAACAUUUUAAUUUUUUUUCCAAAUUUUUUAUAUGAAGAUAAUAAUUGGAGCGAAAUAACGAGCUAAAUAUUAAAAAAUUAAUUUUAUUUAUUCCUUUUCUGCAAAUUUUCAACACAACCACAACACCCGCAGUGGGGCAAUGUACAAAUUCACCGAAUUCGAUAAACAACUUUGCCGAUUUUUACGCCACAAAUUCGAUCUUGCUGUUGACGAUUGUGAUGUCUAUUCAAUUUGGCAUUUUUGCCCGGGCGCACGCUGGCGCGCCAUUAAGGAUUUUUUCAUGGAAAGUUCGGUGUGUCAAGCGGAAUGGUUUCCCGUUAUCUAUUGGAUUGUUUUGGCCAUAAGUACACUGGGUUCGUUUUAUAGUCUGAGUGAAUUUACCAGUCUCUAUUGGGGUGGCCGCAAACGCGUCUCUAUGUGGCGUUCACGCAAAUAUUAUGUCAUACCAUAUUCGGUAUUGAGAAAAUGCCGUUUAGUCGGCUCUUUGGUGAUGCUCAACGCCUGGUUGCUGCUUUGGUAUGCAGUCAUUAAUGUUUCGCCCGGUCACAUGACACCUUGGCUUACCAUCAAUAUGUUUGCACUGAGCUUCGAGCUGAUACUUUGGCUGGUCGAGGUAUUGGUCGGCGCCACCAAAUUAGAUCUGCACACCCUAUUCACCUUCAGUCUGCCCUUGGCGAAUUAUUUGUUUGUACGUUGUGUGCAUAAUGUUUUCCAAAAUGCCAUCGAAACGAAUGAUGUCGACGAUUUGCGGCUUUGGAAGCGCGGCUUCAAGUGAGUCCGUCGUGCACGUGGUAUGUACGAGUAUAAUGCAAAUGCAGCGCUAGGGUUUAGACAACUGUAAGUCACACCUUGUUGCUGUCUGUCAUGUAUUUGUCUAUAUUUUUGUAUAUUUUGUAUUUUGGAUAAUGUGUCCGUGUGUGUGUGUGUGUGUGUAAUGAUUAAGGGAU
This is a messenger RNA of Ceratitis capitata (Mediterranean fruit fly), 963 nucleotides long. RefSeq lists its product as hypothetical. The record is from RefSeq and is a predicted model, not a curated record. Lineage: Eukaryota; Metazoa; Arthropoda; Insecta; Diptera; Tephritidae. The transcript has 4 exons. The coding region runs from base 156 to 791 and encodes 211 amino acids.